Molecule: messenger RNA, 1419 nt
Organism: Colletotrichum truncatum
Lineage: Eukaryota; Fungi; Ascomycota; Sordariomycetes; Glomerellales; Glomerellaceae
Source: RefSeq, a predicted model, not a curated record
AUGACUCUCAGGGGCCGCAUUUCAUCGCCUUUGGAGGCCGGCACCUCUAUUCUUGACGUCCAGAACCUGCCGCCACAUCUUAAUGAAGCCCUCGAGUAUGCCUCAAAGAGGCUCGCCAGGAAGGGCCUUCACGUAACCCUAGUCAUCGCCAGGCGGGAGUAUCAACUUCCUAGACCCGUCCCAUCAUCUUCCGUGCUCACCUCGCCUACGAUGUCGCCUCCUGCAUCACCGCCAACCCCUUCCUCUCGCUUUGGCUUCGCCUCGCCAGUCUCGUCGUUCAAGAAGCUCGUUAGAACCAACACCGGCUCCAGCAUCUCAUCGGUUUCUACUGUUUCUUCAGCCGGAAGUGAAAGUCAGCGCAGCCCAGAGACCUUCACCUUCACUCCCUCCUUCUUGAUGGAUACCAAUGGUCCAAGAUUGAGAUGGCCUUUGUCCCCGGGUAUCCCACUCUCGCCACCUCCAAUGACCCCCUCGGUUGCGUCUUCAAUAAUCACGGACGCCUCUGGGCCUAUGUCGCCCAACCCUUUUGGCAUCCGCCUCAUCCACGCAGAUCUGCUGACGGAUAAGCAAGAGAGGACGCUCCGCCAAACCAUUGAGCGCGCAGAGAGGAAGUUCCGCAUUGGAACCGAGUGGCUCCCACCAGUUGUAGAUGGCUCAUCCUGUGGCCUGACAAGCAGCUUGAUCCGCUGCUCUAUCAUCCAGAAUGAAGUCCUGUUCGCCUCCGAGGGUUUGACUCUGGUCUCCUUGGACCGCCUUUACACUUUCAAGGCAGCUCUGUCCAGCUACUCACGCACGGGCGCACCGCUGAGGCUCGAAGAUGCCGUUGAUGAGCUUCGCCGUCUCAUCCUCUCCCGCGCGGGCAGGAAGGUCUCCAAGUCUGACCUCCUCCGCUCCUAUGACUGGCUCAGCGUCACCGAUGCCGCUCUGUCAGAUGUCGACAAGAUGUACCGCAGGGCAUACGGCGGCGUGGACCACAUCGGCGCCAUCGAGGGAGUCGGCUCUGCGGCUCAGGUGGAGAUGACCAUGAAGGAGCUCGAGAAGGACGUUGACGAGACCAUGGCCGCGGCCAUCAGCACCAUCAAGAUCAGCAAGCCACCAUCGCCCAAGGGCCCCGUACUGAAGCUGCAGACCAACUUCGACACCGAGCCGUCCCCACCCAUCGUUGAGGCCGACGAGCUUUCGGAGGAUGAGGACCUGACAGCCCGCCCGGAGCGUCAACCGCUCGUAUCCAUUUGGAGCCCCGUAUCCAUCGCAGAGGUUCUGCAAGAGGACCGCUUGCACGACAACGGUCAGAAGCUGGGCCCGAUGACACCCAAGGGAUACGACGACAUCUCGCCCAUCACCAGAGGAGAAUGGGGUUUCCUUAUGGGCCCUAGCGGCGUCGGCGGUGGCCGGACGGCACCGGUCGUGACUUGCUAA